Molecule: messenger RNA, 1196 nt
Organism: Phlebotomus papatasi
Lineage: Eukaryota; Metazoa; Arthropoda; Insecta; Diptera; Psychodidae
Gene: Ostgamma
Product: tumor suppressor candidate 3
Exons: 3
Coding region: 103-1095 (330 amino acids)
Cellular component (GO): oligosaccharyltransferase complex
Source: RefSeq, a predicted model, not a curated record
AUCGUGUGAUUGCGUGAGGUUUACCGGGGUACUUAAGUGUCACCGGGCAAAAUUGUCUGCGGUGUGAGAAAAUCUCAAAUUUGUCCAGGAAAUCCGUGUACAAUGCGUCUACUAGCUACUGUAGGCCUCCUCCUCACCCUGUGUGUGACUCUUCUGCCGGAAUCCGAUGCCCAGAGUCGCUCCAAAGGGGGCUCCACAUCGCUGGGAGAUAAGGUGCAGCAGCUGAUGGAUAUGACAAUGAAGAAAUCCGUCCUUCGUCUCAAUGGACAAACCUUCAAGGAGUUUGUAAAGACUCAACCUAGGAAUUAUUCAAUGGUGGUGAUGUUCACAGCUCUGGCUCCGUCCAGGCAGUGUGUCAUCUGUCGGCAUGCCCAUGAUGAGUUCGUCAUCGUGGCUAAUUCCUAUCGCUUCUCACCAGGCUACAGCAGUCGGCUCUUUUUCGCCAUGGUGGACUUCGAUGAGGGUUCCAGUGUAUUCCAAAUGAUGAGACUCAACACAGCUCCAGUUUUUAUGCAUUUCCCAGCCAAGGGGAAACCCAAGGGCAGUGACACAAUGGACAUCCAGAGGGUGGGCUUCUCAGCAGAGGUGAUUGCCAAGUGGAUACAGGAGCGUACAGAUGUUCAGAUUCGCGUUUUCCGGCCACCCAAUUAUUCCGGAACACUGGCCAUGGCUAUGUUGGCAUCCCUCGUGGGUGGUUUCUUCUACCUCCGACGCAAUAACCUUGAGUUUCUGGCCAAUAAGCAAAUGUGGGGCUUUAUGGCCAUCAUCUUCUGCUUUGCCAUGGUUUCUGGUCAGAUGUGGAAUCACAUCCGGAGCCCACCUUUUGUCCACAAGACCCAAAACGGAGGGGUAUCCUACAUUCAUGGCUCAUCUCAAGGGCAACUUGUAAUAGAGACCUACAUCGUGAUGUUCCUCAAUGCCAUGAUUGUGGCCGGAAUGAUUCUCCUCACAGAAGCUGGAAACAGCACAGAUGCAAGAAAGGGACGGAUAAUGGCUAUUGCAGGACUCUUCCUUGUUGCCGUUUUCUUCUCACUCAUCCUCUCAGUUUUCAGGAGCAAAGCUCAAGGGUAUCCAUAUAGUUUCCUCUUCAAGUAAUUUUCAGGGUGUUUUGUGAUACAUUUCCACCGCUGAGCACGUGACACAAGUCCACAGGGAAUUUUCUUUCUGAGGAAUAAAAUCAUUUUUCUCACCACCAA